Messenger RNA from Phialemonium atrogriseum, 297 nucleotides. RefSeq lists its product as uncharacterized. Bases 1 to 297 code for a protein of 98 amino acids. Gene Ontology annotation, molecular function: RNA binding. Lineage: Eukaryota; Fungi; Ascomycota; Sordariomycetes; Cephalothecales; Cephalothecaceae. Gene Ontology annotation, biological process: mRNA splicing, via spliceosome; P-body assembly. Gene Ontology annotation, cellular component: Lsm1-7-Pat1 complex; U4/U6 x U5 tri-snRNP complex; catalytic step 2 spliceosome. The record is from RefSeq and is a predicted model, not a curated record. The transcript is spliced from 4 exons.
AUGGCGGAAGCUGCAGAAGAUGUCUCGGUUCCAUCAGAGCCCCUCGAUCUUGUGCGCCUACUGCUCGAUGAAGUCGUCUUUGUGAAGCUUCGGGGCGACCGCGAGCUCAAGGGCCGCCUCCACGCUUAUGACAGUCACUGCAAUCUUGUUCUCGGCGAGGUGGAAGAAACCAUAUACGUCGUUGAGGACGACGAGGAUGACGACGAAGAGAUCAAGACUGUCAAUAGGAAAUCCGAGAUGAUUUUUGUCAGAGGCGACAGCGUGGUCCUCAUCUCCCCUGGAUCACAAUCGCGGUGA